This is a messenger RNA of Blumeria graminis f. sp. triticale, 960 nucleotides long. NCBI's taxonomy places the organism in Eukaryota, Fungi, Ascomycota, Leotiomycetes, Helotiales, Erysiphaceae. The record is from the annotation of a GenBank genome assembly.
AUGCAAAAUGUCAGACAGAUUCUGGGCUUUGCAGUAGUAGUUUGGGCUGGUGUAUCUUCUGCGCUGCCAGUUUUACCGCAAACAUUUCCUCGGUCUUCCACUCUCGAAGCUAGACAGAAUCCACAGACCGGACUACCGGACGGUCUGACAGAUGUUGAUAUCCUAGAAUUUGCCCUAACUCUCGAAAAUCUCGAGACGGCAUUCUAUGAACAAGGAUUCGCAAAGUUUCCGGACUCCGAUUUUGCAGCGUUGGGCCUCAAAGAAGAUGAUAUCCUAAAUCUCAAGUCGAUUGCUAAAACUGAAGCAACACACGUUUCUACUCUAUUGUCAGCUGUUGCAGCGACAGGAGCUGCGCCAGUACUACCAUGCGUAUAUGACUUUAAGUUUACUAAUGCUGCCGCGAUGAUAGCUACGGCUGGGGUUCUGGAGAACGUAGGCGUCUCGGCCUAUCUUGCUGCAGCCCCGCUUGUGAAAAAGCCCGCUAUUCUCACUGUUGCCGCUGAGAUUCUAACCGUCGAGGCUCGCCAUCAGACAUUCAUUCGUACAGCCUCAAAAGCAGCUGCUAUACCUGGCGCCUUUGAUACACCUCUAGGAAUACGUGCAGUCUUUACAAUUGCGGCAAACUUUAUCAAGUCAUGUCCAGCGGGCUCAAACCUAGCUAUUACACCCUUUCCAGCCCUGACAACCAUCGCCUCUCAGGGAAUGGCGAAGGCCUUUGCUGGAUCAGAAGUCAAGGUAGAAGCUCCAGCUGCCACAGCUGCAAGUGCGACUAGCUGUGCCUUUGUAAACGGUGGACAAACUGGCGGUAGUGCCUUCACACCCUUCCAAAACGGAGGAUGUGUUGUUCCCAUGGGAUUAACCGGCAUUACUUAUGUUCACCUGACAAGUUCGACGCCCCCAGACGGUAUUUUGACAGACUCUAUAACAGUGGCAGGUCCAUUAGUGAUGACGAUCAACUAA